Seriola dumerili (greater amberjack) is the source of this 2044-nucleotide messenger RNA. It is a transcript of the gene mvb12a, whose product is annotated as multivesicular body subunit 12A. The record is from RefSeq and is a predicted model, not a curated record. Lineage: Eukaryota; Metazoa; Chordata; Actinopteri; Carangiformes; Carangidae. Gene Ontology annotation, cellular component: cytosol; ESCRT I complex. The coding region runs from base 96 to 959 and encodes 287 amino acids. The transcript has 10 exons. Gene Ontology annotation, biological process: receptor catabolic process; virus maturation; endosome to lysosome transport via multivesicular body sorting pathway.
CGAGGAAGACCAAGAAAUUUCGGCUGAUAACUAAGAAGUUGUUUGCCUCCCAAAUCAUAACACCUCGAAGAGACAGAAGUGAAUACAGACGCAAAAUGUCCUUGAUGGAGCGCGGGGGAGUCCGCCCAAUUACAUCAGUGGCGUGGACCUCCAACACCAGCACCUGCCCCAAAGACUUCACCAUGAUCAGCAUCACAGAGGACGGAGCAGCAGCGAACUUCACACGCAGCUUUGCGAUAAAGUCCGGAUAUUACCUCUGUUACAGCAAGGACCUGACAGGUGGUAUGGUAGUGUCAGACAUUCAGCUUAUUUCUGACAAGGACUCUAUUCCUCACGGUUACUGCUACAUAGCGGAGCACCUCGAACCCAAGGCCUCCGUUUCGAAGAAGAAACGUGUGUGUGUGCGCGUCGUCCCAGUCGGCAGUGUGGACACAGCUGUGUUGGAUAUCAAACUGACAGCCAAAAGCAAAAUGAUGUUGCAGCAUUACACAUACGUGGGAGACAUCCAUGGCUACGUGUUGUGGUGCAGGAAGGGAUAUUUUUCCAGCCCCGUACCUCAAACCAAACCCCGCAGUGUGAGCUUGGACCUCCGCAGUCUCUCACUGGAGCAACCAUCACCCCUGCCCCUCAGACCCAGCAACCCUCCUCCUCCACUGCCGCAUGGUAAACUGAGUCAGAGACGCUACAGCCUCAGUUCAAAGGACAACUUGGACAAACCUGUCGACAGCAGUGUCCAGGGAAUCACAGCUCUAGAUGGAGUUCCCUUUUGUCUGCACCCAAAAUACGACGUCCAGGCAAACGGGACGACUCCUCACUUGAACUCCCAGUUAAACAACAUCCGUAUAAAGUCUCUCCAAGACAUCGAAAACGAGUAUAACUACACUUUUACCGUGGAGGAAUCUGCUGCCAAGAGGACCAGACCAUCACUGCCAACAGGAGGCGCCUCCUCAGCUCAGUGAUCUUUGCACUUGGUCAAAGCAAUAAUUAUUUUUGCUCUGUCCACAGGGUUUUUUUUUUUUUUUUUUUUUUAAGGAUGACAUCUCAUAUCAUGGUUCAGAUGAAGGAUGAUCAUGCCUACAUUUAGGUUUAUAAGAUGAAGCUUUAAAGGGCUUUGGGUGUAAAGAAUUUAUCAUAGCGUGGAGUCAAUUGAAAGGUCAUCUUAAGGGCACUUCCAUUCUUCAUGAGACAGACAAUCAUUUAGAUGGUUUGGCUGUUUGGAUGCCGUGCCAUGUUUGUCCCUUAAAUUCCUUUUUAUUUUUACCCAGAAUCUUCACACAUCCCAAGUUUCCAUUUGCCAAAGGAAAGACCUGUUUGAAUGCGAUCAUACGUGUAAUUAUAUUGUCUUAUAUUGUCUUCAGACUGUUCACCUUUUGUAGGAAUGCAGCCUUUAAACAUGUUACAGGGUUAAAGAUGUAAAGGACCUAUGAAACUGUCGAGUGGCCGCUGUGUGGGGCUUCUCAUCUGGAGCACUGUCAUCAUCACCAUCACCAUCAUCUUUGUUUUCAAAAUUCAGAAUAACUGCUAAAAAUGAAGAUGCACUUGCCGUUCAUUUAAGACGUGUUCUACUCGCUCUGUUGUAUGUUACCUGAUAUUCUGAUAUCCACCUUUCACUGUUUCAGUUAUUAACAAUUUCUCAAGUGGAGCUGUAAUAUUCUAUCAGGGCUGAUCUUUGUGGAAUAACUUUGCAGAUGAUGUUUAGCUCAGUAGAUACACACAUGUAUCUAAAUGUAGGAUAUAGUGAAUUUCUUGUAUGAUGAGUAGCCUAUUAUUAGGUUUGUAGUAUUCCAAAAAAAUAAUUAAUAUAUCCUAUUUUAAGGUGAAAGAAGGAAGGUUAUAUAUUUUGCUCUUUGUGUUAGUCAUACUAAAACCAGAUAUGUUGGGAAAAAGGGGGGAGAGAAUCUGUUUUUUUUUAACUGUUUGGUGGAGUAAGCGCCAAAUAUUUAUCUGCCUCAUUGUACAAUAUAUAAUAUGAUUUUUUUUGUUGUUUAUGUGACUGUGUAGCAGACUUUUAUUGCAUGGGAAAAAAUAAAAACCUAAAAAACAA